AUGAAAUGGGUUCAUAGAAUGUGUAUGGAGAAAUGGCUAGAUCAUGCGCCUUAUCAACAGAAAUAUCAAUGUACAAUAUAUCGUUAUCAAACAUGUUGGCGUAUCAGGCCUUUAAGUAGAUGGCGCUUUCCCGAUUUCAAUUUGUCUCUCUGGGAUGGUUUUGAGAUGUCAUUAGAUUUUUUGUGCACUUAUUAUACAUUUUAUCGGGUCAAGAGUCUUGUUCAGGGAAAAGCAAAGUCAUUGUUACGUUCUUGUUUAAUCAUUGGUGUUUGGAAAAUAUUUGUGGCGAGUAACCGCCGUCUGGGCUUCUAUCGACAGCUUUUUGAAAUUGCUAUUCGAACUUUUUUGGAAUCUACGGUGAAAAACGCAAUUUAA
This is a messenger RNA of Meloidogyne enterolobii, 375 nucleotides long. NCBI's taxonomy places the organism in Eukaryota, Metazoa, Nematoda, Chromadorea, Rhabditida, Meloidogynidae. The record is from the annotation of a GenBank genome assembly.